Blastomyces gilchristii SLH14081 is the source of this 3700-nucleotide messenger RNA. RefSeq lists its product as uncharacterized. Lineage: Eukaryota; Fungi; Ascomycota; Eurotiomycetes; Onygenales; Ajellomycetaceae. The record is from RefSeq and is a predicted model, not a curated record. The coding region runs from base 651 to 3167 and encodes 838 amino acids. The transcript has 3 exons.
UUUCACUACUCCGUACAAGAUCGUAUUCUUGUUGAUUUCUCUUCUCAACCAACCCAAAGACAUUUUUUCUCCUUCUCCCUCCUCCACAUUUAACAUUUAUUGAUUGGUGCCAAUUGUCACUCAUAGAUGACCCCUCUCCAACACAGGGAGCAUCACUUUCGUCAGGGGAGCAAAUCCCUCUGACGAACUCUACAUCUUGGUAGUCUCCCUCAUAGAAACUAAACUAACCAACUUAUAGGGUAUCAAGCUGAGCUCACUGAUGCUUAUGCAGCCGCAGACACGGCUCAAUGCCACCGUUCACCAUGCCACAAGUGCCCGCUGGAGCCGUCGAAUGAACGCGGACAGUAUUUUUGCUGUGCGAGUUGGUCUGACAUUCAACAUAUAUUCGUAGCUCAGCAGGGCUCAGUAGGGCUCAGCAGGGCUCAGCAGGGCCCUUCAGUACAAAAACAACGUUUUGGAACGGGGUUUUAUCUCUAGGAGGUCGCGAUUACUCUCGCCCGCCAGAAGGAUAUGGACUUGCGCUCCACCACCCACCACCCAGCGCCUGUGGGAUUGUUAUCUGCCGUGUUUGCAUCUGCGAUUUGAGAUUGCUGAACACGGCCGUCUAUCAUAUCUCGAUCCGAUGCCGAUAUUCAUCACUGCAUCAUUGGAUGGAAGCAGAAACGUCCAUCUGGCAUCUGCCUCCGUUUAAAAGUUGGCAACAUCAAAUCAUUCCAUUCGCAUCAUCUAUGGGUAUGAAGAAAUCCAAUCCAGAAACGCCCAUAUCUGGGAAAGACACCUGUUCUCGGGGCGACAUUGAACCUUUCGCAAUUAUUGAAGCUCCCGAAUUUCCCCUUCAUCUAAAUAAACCACAAGAUCCGUCUAGGUGGAAACCUUUGAUAGAGGGUGCAGGCCUUAAUAUUACCCCUGAGCCGGCCAUACUCGUGCCCGAUCCAUCUCCGACCAAGACGCUUCACGACAGUGACGGAGAUACACCAACAUCAGAGACCCUUGGAGGAUCGCUUUCGCGGAGGAGGCGGCAUGGGGAGUACCACCAUCGUCCUCCAGUCUGGAACAUACGUCCUCUAGACGAGGACAUUUCUGUCUCCUCAAGCAUCAAAGUCGAGCUCGAUUCUGAUAUUCUUGAUUCUCUGAACGGAUUGAAGAUGGACAGUACCUCGUUUCACUCACAAACAUCAUCCAGUAAUACGUCGUAUAACCUUAUUCCGCAGCCAAACAUUAGUCCUAACGCUAUAAUAUCUGAUUCUCUUCUCGAGGAGCAGCUAAAUACGACGGCCUCCACCUGGUCGAGAGAGCCGUUCAUAAUUGCCAUGGCCGGAACGGACGUCGAAGAUAGUAAUGGGUCAGAUGGCGAUCAGCGUAACCCAGCUAUAGGAUUUGCUGAUUCUAGACCGGACGAGCCACCACCAGAUUACAGCCGUCUCAGCCCCAGAAGUCGCAUUACACCUUGGCCAGCCAGCUACUCAACUCAGUCAACCGAUGAGGAGCCCCCUCAUAUGGACACAUUUGCCUCUUCCGAGCCGGGAAGCGGAAUUUUGCAUGUUAGCGAUUCAGUUGGCCCUUCGAGUACAAGUGGCGGUAUCCACGCACGUUCCCACGAGAAAGAAUCUAACGAUCGGGGAGGAGAAAAGGAAAGUGGCCACUUUCAUUUGUCAAAAUGUCCUUCUCUGUCUCCAGUGAUAGAACAACCCCAAGAUGAGAACUCGCCGCCUAGAGAACUAGAAGGGGGUCUUGGACCUUAUGAGCGUGAGACGGUUUGUUCAGUGACCCCUACUACGGUAGAGCAACCUCGAGAUGUCCCCGCACCGCUUUACCAACCAUAUAGGAAGCAUGGUCAUUCCGAGCAAAACGAAUCUGCUCCACCUGUCUGGGAAGCACAACCGAACGAAACCGGGAACCAACAACUUGGUCAACCUGAAGAGGAAAAUGAGAGCUCUGAAAAUAUCGAGACCUCCUCAACACCAGCCAGAAUCCAGCCAUCCCAAGGUGCCAACUCCCCGGCCGGUACCCCCGAAACAGGCGUUGCAGGGCCAUCUCAACUGCUUCCACCGUAUCAACAACAGCGCAUCGAGUACAAACAUUUAAGCACUUUCAGAGAUAUUCGUUGUUUACAGCCAAAUAGAUUCAUUGGAUAUCCGCUUCUACCCAAAAGGAAGUUCGGGUGGGCAAUUGAAGCCGGCUCCAGGGUAAUAUGUGUUUGCGACACCGUUGCAGACUGGGAAUAUAAUGAUGUUUUUCCAAUGAGGUUAGGUGAUGCCUAUAUUGUUCUUAAAAUGUAUGGUGAUUUCUGGGCUUCAUGCUUGAAAUUGACUCUCGAUGAUCAAACCUGGUCUGCGUACCCAAUUUAUGAGAGGCAUAGAGAUAGGACAAAGUCUACCUAUAUUUGUCCAGACAAAAAUGUGCAAUUUCUCCCGCUGUGCGCUCUUACACUCGAUGCCAACUUUGGAGACUACCUUGCGCGUCAUCCCAGAAACGGGGGUCCUUGUUAUUCACCGGCAACCGGCCAAGAGGUUGUGCCCCCUGAGAGAACUUUUAGUCACCCUAGAAGCCUUAGGUAUCAAUCUGUGGUAGUACCCAAAAAGAUACUUCGCCAAGCCAAGUAUCCAAAUAUGCCACGAGAUACUGCUGCUAUCCGUGCACAUGAUUUCGUAGCCAUGGAUAUCGGGCACGUUUGUGAAUCAAAACCUUCCGAUUUACUUAACGUCGAUCCUGAUUAUACUCAUAUUACACCUGUUGACAAUAUUUUGAGGUUUAAGACCAGGAUUGAGAAGAAAAUAUCACGUCUAUCUCUCCGAGAAGCAAGCGCAAAAGUUCAAGAAUCAUCUGCGGCGAUUGGUGGCCACUUAAGAAGAAAAUUUCACUCCGAUCCGGGUUCUUCUGGUAUCCGGAGAUUCUUUACAAACCGGGGGGCAUCGAGCACGGAUACGCCAACUGGGCCAAGCGAGAGUGAUUCUCAUCAGACUACAGAAGGUGUCGGGGAUACUGCAGAUCAAACUGAAGCUGUCGGAGGAAAUCCUGACCAGGCCACGGAAGAGACCGCGGAUUCUUUGCGAGCAACUGCUGAAGGAAAUCCCAAUGAUGGCACCGAACGCACUCCUCAACCUACCACCACUAAUCCUCAACAGAGAGACCAAAUUACGACAACAGUAAAUGAAGUUAAGAGAUAAUUUGGAACACAGAAUAUGAAUAGUAAGGCCAAAGCCUCGAGAAUUAAAGCGCCAACUUGGCGUCAUUCAUACAAUAGCCCCUAGCCCGAUUAUUGUUCUUCCUCCUACAAAUUGGCUCGAUACCCUGUCAAUAUGGAUAACCUGGAUACAUUUCAUGUAUGCUUUUUGGCUAGCGGGAGGUUGGUGAUUUAUAUCUUAUUGUUUUUGGACUGUAGUGGAAUGCUUGCACUUAUUCUUAGACGUUUCACCCCCUUAAAUUUCUUUCAGUUACAUAUUUUUAUAUCAGACUUCUUGCUUUUAGGAACGACAACAGUCAAUCAAUCAAUGUUCAAAGCAUCUCUCAAGCAUUACUCUACUUUCAUCAGUAGGUUUUUAGGCAUUUUGGCUCUUUUCUUUUGCGGCCUUAUCGGUCUAUUCGAAUGAAAUGGCGGGAAAUGUCCUAGUUCACUUCAAGUGGCAUCUAGUUAUUGGAAAGUACGGAAAGGAAAGGCAUUAAAGUAAAAUAUUCAUGAACAAGCGUCUCAUUGGUAGUC